Corythoichthys intestinalis (scribbled pipefish) is the source of this 1113-nucleotide messenger RNA. RefSeq names its product exosome component 6 (gene exosc6). The record is from RefSeq and is a predicted model, not a curated record. Gene Ontology annotation, biological process: U4 snRNA 3'-end processing; poly(A)-dependent snoRNA 3'-end processing; nuclear mRNA surveillance. Lineage: Eukaryota; Metazoa; Chordata; Actinopteri; Syngnathiformes; Syngnathidae. The coding region runs from base 46 to 870 and encodes 274 amino acids. The transcript has 2 exons. Gene Ontology annotation, cellular component: cytoplasmic exosome (RNase complex); nuclear exosome (RNase complex); nucleolus.
CGUGCUGGACAAACACACACGUUGCUUCGUUACCGCUAAGUAAACAUGCCGGUUGAUUCCAGACGAAUACGCGGUCCAGAUGUCUCCCAAAGCCCAUCUUUGUUCGCCUGCAAGUCGCCGGUGGUCUUCUCCUCGCACGGCCCCCGAGCUGAUGGUCGACAGCGGGACCAGGUGGACGUCCGGGCCGUUUUUGUCCGGUGCGGGCUAGUGAGCCAGGCUAAGGGCUCUGCGUACAUGGAGGCCGGGGACACCAAGUUGAUGUGCUGCGUUUAUGGUCCCAGAGAAACCGAUCGUAAAGAUGAAACCGAUAUGAAGUGCGGAAGGUUGACAACAGACAUGCGUUUUGCUCCAUUCUCUUGCCCAGAGAGAGGCUCCUGGAUUCAAGGGAGUCAAGACAAGGACUUCUCCUUGAUGCUGCAUGAAAGUCUUCAGCCUGCCCUGUGCCUCCACAAAUACCCCCGCUCUCAAAUAGAGGUCAACGUGAUGGUUCUUGAAAACAGCGGAUCGGUCCUAGCGCAUGCUGUCACCUGCGCGUCACUCGCCCUUGCAGACGCCGGGAUUGAAAUGUACGACCUGGUGCUCGGCUGCGCCCUUCGCCAGGAUGGGGCUUCUUAUGUGGUUGACCCAACAUAUGCGGAGGAAAACGGCAGUGGCUCAGCCGACUGCGAUAAUCAGGGUAGACUGACUCUUGCGUUUCUCCCCAGCCUGAAUCAAAUUUCGGGGCUUCAGUCAGAUGGAGAAAUGACUGAAGAGACUCUGUCUGCUGGGAUGCGCACAUGUAUUGAGGGAUGCUAUAAGAUAUAUCCGGUCAUCCAACAAGCUCUGGCUAAGGCAGUGCGGAGGGCAGCCCCUCCACCAUCAGAGAGCUGAUGGAGCAUAUAUUGAUUUACCUUGUAUAUUUUAUGUGUAAGUCAAUUGUAAAAUAAAAACGGGUAAUGAAUGUGAAAGCAGAAAGAAGUGCCGUUAUAAAGUUAACACCAAAUUUGAAAAAAUAUUAACAAUAAAAUGAGGCUUCAGAUUUGUAAAAAAUGAGUGUUAUCAUUGUUAACGUGACCACAGAAUGCGCUCAAAACAACGCCCUGCUCCACUGUCAAAUAAAUCUCUUCAAACAUA